This is a messenger RNA of Penicillium verhagenii, 654 nucleotides long. RefSeq names its product RraA family protein. Bases 1 to 654 code for a protein of 217 amino acids. NCBI's taxonomy places the organism in Eukaryota, Fungi, Ascomycota, Eurotiomycetes, Eurotiales, Aspergillaceae. The transcript has 3 exons. The record is from RefSeq and is a predicted model, not a curated record.
AUGGCUACAAUCUCCAAAUCCCUGCAAAGCCUCAAAAGGUUCACCACUUGCGACAUUGGCGACGCGCUCGUGAAACUCAAGCACCCAUACGGUGGCUUCUUAGAUGGCCUGAAGAUGUACUCCCCGGGCGCGGGAACGAGUAUCUAUGGGCCUGCCAUUACCGUGAAGAUGGUAGAAACCAAAAGCCCCGGCCCCACGCCUCCCUUGCAUUUCGCAGACGCGAACCAAGAGGGUCAUAUCAUGUAUAUCCAGCAGCCGAAGGGCCUGCCUUCUGCCUGCUGGGGUGGUCUGAUGUCAACCCGGGCUCAGAAGCUGGGUGGCCUGGGAGUCAUUGUUGAUGGGCGUAUGAGGGACGCGCAGGAACAUCGUGAUAUGGGAUUUCCUGUCUUCGCCCGAGGUACUGCUGUUCUUGGUUCUAAUACUUUCAGUCGUGCGUCGGAAAUCAAUGUCCCGCUCCAGUUCAAGGGUGAUCUCUGGGUGUACCCGAAGGAUAUCCUUGUGGGCGAUGAGAAUGGUGUAGUUGUUGUUCCUCCUUCGUUGCUCGAGCAGGCACUGGAGUUGUGCCAGGAACGGUUUGAAAUCGAUGAGAAGAUCAUGGCGGCACUCAGGGCUGGCGAUUUAUUUGCAUCGACUAUUCAACAACAGCGUAAGUAG